AUGGAUUCAUUAGAAGCAAGAUUAAGAUUUAUUAGCAUUUUGAAAAACCUUCAAAAGACUUUAAAUUUGAUAGAUAUUAAUGAUAUAACAACCAAUAUCAAUGAACCUCCUCCACAAACACCACAGCUACCAACAGCAAGUAACACUACACUACCUACAAAAACAAAUGCUAAUAAUAAUAUCAAUAGAUCCAUACCAGAUAAUAAGAACAUUAACGACAAUAGCAACAAUAAUAUCAGUUCAUCUGUAAAUAAUGAAGCACUGACAAUUUCAACAUCAACUACACCAUCUUCUUCUUCGUUAUCAUUACAAUCACAAACAUUCAAUUUAUCACAUACAACUACAGACAAUAAAAAUAUAAAUCCAAUUGAAUUCUACUUGCAAAAUUAUAAAGACCAUUAUGAAGAUUUUCAUCAAUGCUUAAUUGACACCAUGAAGAAAUUUAAUGUUUUGGACAGACUACCAAUAACUAUAUACUAUUUCAAAUUAAUCUAUUUGUUGUAUUAUGAUAUUGAUAAUGAGUUAAGUCGUACCAUUUUAACCCAAUUCAUGAUCCCAUCAAUAAUGGAUGUUUUAGAUUUAAUAUUACCUGAAAGUGAUAUAAUAUCAUUGACAAAUCUACCAUUAUGUGAAGAUAUGAUCAAUAAACUUCUAACUAGCCCCAACAUUACCAAGAUUAUAAAUAACAAUUUAAAAAAUCAAUUAUUUGUCUUCUUACAAAAACGCUCUAGUUUCAAGCAAAGUGUAUUGGAUGGAUACAGUACCAAGCAAGUUAUUACUAUUAAAAGUGGACAAACUGUAGAGAUUCCAACGAUUUUAAAUAGAAUGGAGAUAGAUAGAGAUAGACAUAAAAGAUCAAAGGAGAGUAACUGGAAGAUUAAUCGAACUCCAAUAUCUUCGACAGGCCCAUCUGCUUCAACAGGAUCCUCCAUAGUCCAAACAAUCUUAGAUCCAAAUGAAUUUAAAAGGCAGUGGGAAACAAUAAGUCCCUUAACCAGUACCGAUAUUCAAGAUACGAAAAUCUUAAAUGAGAUCUGCAAGGAAUCGUAUCUUUUACAAUAA
Messenger RNA from Arxiozyma heterogenica, 1062 nucleotides. It is a transcript of the gene CTK3, whose product is annotated as Ctk3p. Gene Ontology annotation, biological process: positive regulation of transcription by RNA polymerase I; positive regulation of DNA-templated transcription, elongation. The coding region runs from base 1 to 1062 and encodes 353 amino acids. The record is from RefSeq and is a predicted model, not a curated record. The transcript has a single exon. Gene Ontology annotation, cellular component: CTDK-1 complex. NCBI's taxonomy places the organism in Eukaryota, Fungi, Ascomycota, Saccharomycetes, Saccharomycetales, Saccharomycetaceae.